AUGGAACGAGGAACGGCAGGAGCUGGGAGUCCUGAUACCGCGGAUCGGAACGGAGGACAACAUCGUCGUCACCCUGGGAGCCAGAGGCGUGCUGGAGAGAUCCCUGAAGGCCGCCGUCCACGCGCUCUACGUGGACGCCCUGAAGAAAAAGCCGGACCAGGCCGGCACCCGCUUCCCGGGCGGAGGCGGCGAGGGGCCGGGGAGCCGGGCACUGCGCUGCCCCGUCGGAGAGGAGGGCCCGGGCCCCAGCGGGCAGGGGCUAGGCUGGGCGGCCGCGGCAGAGGGCGAAGCCGGCAGGAGGUGAGGCUGGGCGGCCGCGGCAGGGCGAGAAGCCGGCAGGGGCUGGUGGGCGGCCGCGGCCGGGGGGCUGGGCACCAGAGGGGCUCCCCGGCCCGGGGCCACGCAGCGGGGCGGAUGGCUGCGGGCAGCAUCACCACCCUGCCCGCGCUGCCCGACGACGGGGGCAGCGGCACCUUCCCCCCGGGGCACUUCAAGGACCCCAAGCGGCUGUACUGCAAAAACGGGGGCUUCUUCCUGAGGAUCAACCCGGACGGCAGAGUGGACGGAGUCCGGGAGAAGAGCGACCCGCACAUCAAAUUGCAACUUCAGGCAGAAGAAAGAGGAGUGGUGUCAAUCAAAGGUGUAUGUGCAAAUCGUUUUCUGGCUAUGAAGGAAGAUGGCAGAUUAUUGGCAUUGAAAUGUGUAACUGAAGAGUGUUUCUUUUUUGAGCGCUUGGAAUCAAACAACUACAACACUUACCGGUCACGGAAAUAUUCUGAUUGGUAUGUGGCACUGAAAAGAACUGGACAGUACAAACUUGGACCAAAAACUGGACCAGGGCAGAAAGCUAUCCUUUUUCUUCCAAUGUCUGCCAAGAGCUGAUUUCAGUGGUAGAUUCUAUAGUCUAUGCCACAACACACUAAAGUGGUAGUUUCCUCCACUCCUUCCAAAAGUAGUAAAGUGUGAGCAAAUAUUUGAUAACUGCUUUUGCAGAUGUCUGAUUACUAAAUAUGUUUGUAUAAUAUAACCUUGAUGUUACUGUAUGUUUUGAAACAAUUGUGCCAGUGUCCAGAGGAAAAAGCACCAGGAAAAUGUAUAGAAACUUCAGUAUCCGUGCUUCACGUAUUUUCCUCUAGUUAGAGCUACUAUAUUAGCCUUAUGUUAGCCUUGCAGUGUAAAGGAAACUUAAAGAUGUGCACACAUUUACAG
Messenger RNA from Malaclemys terrapin pileata, 1209 nucleotides. It is a transcript of the gene FGF2, whose product is annotated as fibroblast growth factor 2. Gene Ontology annotation, cellular component: cytoplasm. Bases 1 to 882 code for a protein of 293 amino acids. NCBI's taxonomy places the organism in Eukaryota, Metazoa, Chordata, Testudines, Emydidae. Gene Ontology annotation, biological process: regulation of cell migration; cell differentiation; positive regulation of gene expression. Gene Ontology annotation, molecular function: fibroblast growth factor receptor binding; growth factor activity. The record is from RefSeq and is a predicted model, not a curated record. The transcript is spliced from 4 exons.